Colletotrichum godetiae is the source of this 1359-nucleotide messenger RNA. RefSeq lists its product as uncharacterized. Lineage: Eukaryota; Fungi; Ascomycota; Sordariomycetes; Glomerellales; Glomerellaceae. Gene Ontology annotation, molecular function: hydrolase activity, acting on carbon-nitrogen (but not peptide) bonds. The transcript has a single exon. The record is from RefSeq and is a predicted model, not a curated record. The coding region runs from base 17 to 1279 and encodes 420 amino acids.
GCACCGCCACGUCUCCAUGAGCCUCACCCGCGGUAUCGGCGUGGACCAGCACCUGUGGCACUUUCUCUCAAAUACCUACACCAGGUGGCUGCCAGCGACGGGCGUCGAGGAGAUGUACACCUCAGCUCUUGUUGGCGCCCUCGAGGCUAUCGAGAGCGGCGUGACCACAAUCAUGGACACCUGCGAGUCCUUCCACUCGGCAGAGCAUGCUGAGUCGGAGCUUCAGGGUCUCAAGGAUUCUGGGAUCCGGGCCUUCUUCUGCUAUGGCAUGAGCGGCGAUCAGUAUGGCGACGUGCCGGCGGGCAGAUCAGGCUGGGAAGCACGCCUGAAGCACGUGGGAAAGAUGGCCGGGGAAGACUCUGGGGAAGGGCUCGUCCGUGUGGCGUUGCAGCUCAGCCAGUCCGGUACCACGCCCUUCACUUGGAUGGGUGACGAAGUGAAGCUCGCUCAGGACAAGGGUCUCCUCUGCUGCUCCCACUCAAGCGCCGUACCCGCCUCCAAUCUGACAAGCGACUUGGAGGUCAGGGCGGAUAUGGGGUACAUGCACCCCGGACACGUAUAUAUCCACUGCACAAACCUGUCCGACCAUGAGAUGAGCCUCAUCUCCGAGACGGGUGGCAAGAUUGUGCUCUCGCCUGACACAGAUAUACAAAUGGGCAUGGGCUUUCCUCCCCUGAGGCUGGCUCUCGCCCACGGUCUGGAUCCAGCACUGAGCAUCGACACGUCGAGCGCUGUCCCACCAGAUCUUCUGUCCCAGAUGCGACUGCAGCUGCAAUCGCAACGCGGGCUGGAUCACCGCGCAGAACACCUCAACCAGCGAGUCUCUUUGAAGAUGGACUUUGGCGUUCGGGAUGCUCUGGUAUGGGGCACGCGAAAUGGGGCCGAGGCCGUCGGUCUCGGGGACAAGAUUGGUACACUAACACCCGGCAAGCGAGCUGACAUAGUCGUCAUCACGAACAAACGCGCGCUCAGUGGAUCAGCGAAUCCUUUGGGGACUGCUGUGCUUCACUCUACUUCUGCGGAUGUCGACUUGGUCAUGGUGGACGGAAAGAUCUUGAAGCGAGACGGUAAUUUGGUUGGCGUUGAUGUUGACUCGAUUCGUGCCAAGUCGAGAGAAGGGUUGCGUCGGAUUCAGGCGAAUUUGAGGGGUAUGCGUCCGGAGAUGAGCCCGGAGGAAAUUCGAAAAUUUUUCUUGCAAGGAGAAAAAGCUCAUCGUGCCAACGUUGCGAACGCCUACGCUCAGGGAACCCAGGUUGCGGAUUAUCUUCGACCUGCGUGAAGUUGAUAUUGAGAGCGAGUAGAGGGGAAAGAAUGAAAACAUGAAGAGAGUGUUUGCAGAAAAUUAAAUCUACCAUAGAG